Molecule: messenger RNA, 1586 nt
Organism: Olea europaea var. sylvestris
Lineage: Eukaryota; Viridiplantae; Streptophyta; Magnoliopsida; Lamiales; Oleaceae
Product: S-type anion channel SLAH3-like
Exons: 5
Coding region: 3-1586 (527 amino acids)
Biological process (GO): intracellular monoatomic ion homeostasis; transmembrane transport
Cellular component (GO): membrane
Molecular function (GO): voltage-gated monoatomic anion channel activity
Source: RefSeq, a predicted model, not a curated record
CUAUGGAAAAGGGUAUACCUAGUUAUUUGGCAAAGGAAGAUGCCACUGAAAUAGUUCCGUCGCAGAUCAUCACUACUGCGAACGAGGUGGCCGGUAUUGAUCGUGUUGUACAUCAUGUUCAUGCGAAUGAUCAGCCCAAAGCCGGUUUUCAUCCUUCCGACUCCUCCUUUAUGGGAACUGAAGAAGCUGCUGUAGUAGGACAAAAUAGUCUUUCUAAAUUACAGGCAGCGCAUUCUGUUUCUAUUAGCAUGCCAGCAUAUCCUAUGGGAGAUCAUUUAGAGAACACAAAAGAAGUUUCCGAAGCAAAUUCAAGCAAUUAUAUUCUGAAUUCAGCUGCUCUAUCCAAAAACGGUAAUAUUCCUUCAAAAUUUUAUUCUCGUUCAGUCCCAAAAGGUUCUGUUUUUAAUGAGACUAUUUCAAAUGGAACAAUUCCUAAACCUUUCAAUCUCAAGCUAAGAAAUCCGACUAUCGACAAGCCAAAAAAUAGUCCAUUUAACUCAUUUAGAACAUGGUCCGAAAAUGGAAAGCAUCGGGAAACUGUGCUAGGGAUCGAUUCUCAGCAGCCUGCAGAAGUUGAAGCUUUAUCUGUAGAUCGAUACUUUGAUGCCUUGGAAGGACCGGAAUUGGAUACUCUGCGAGCUUCUGAAGAAGUACUUCUUCCAGAAGACAAAAAAUGGCCAUUCCUUCUACGUUAUCCAAUAUCUUCUUUCGGUAUCUGUCUUGGUAUUAGCAGCCAAGCCAUUAUGUGGAAAACCUUAGCCACUUCUACUUCAACGACAUUCUUCCACGUAAGCCCAGACAUAAAUCUGGUGCUUUGGUGCACAUCUGUUGCUCUUGUAGCAGUUGUCUUUUUCAUUUACAGUCUGAAAGUGAUUUUCUACUUUGAAGCUGUUCAUCGUGAAUACUACCACCCAAUACGCAUUAACUUCUUUUUUGCUCCAUGGAUUGCCCUUCUGUUCCUGGCUCUUGGAAUUCCACCAUCAAUUUCUCAAAAUCUUCACAAAUCUCUAUGGUAUAUUCUUAUGACUCCACUCGUUUGCCUCGAAAUUAAGAUCUAUGGACAGUGGAUGUCGGGAGGACAACGAAGGCUUUCUCGGGUGGCCAACCCCUCGAAUCAUCUCUCAGUUGUUGGGAAUUUUGUUGGGGCUUUGCUUGGUGCAUCCAUGGGGCUGAAAGAAGGGCCUAUGUUUUUCUUUGCCAUUGGAUUGGCUCAUUACACUGUCUUAUUUGUAACUCUCUAUCAAAGGCUUCCAACAAAUGAGACACUACCUAAGGAACUCCACCCGGUAUUCUUUCUUUUUGUUGCUGCACCUAGUGUUGCUUCAAUGGCAUGGGCGAAGAUUCGAGGGUCUUUUGAUUAUGGAUCACGGAUAUCUUACUUCAUUGCCCUUUUCCUUUAUUUUUCACUGGCCAUCCGUCUUAACUUUUUCCGAGGCUUCAGUAUCACGGCAGGGGCUAGUCGAAGACCAAGAGCAGGUACGAGGAUUGAAGGGGAGCUAAGACUUAAUUCGAAUGCAGCCACAUAUGACAAGAAAGGAUUUAUUGGCGCAGAAGACAUAAUUCGCAGUGAGGAGAGCAUUUUUUAG